CAGGUGCUCCGCGCGAACAAAGAACGCCAAAGACUGUCCCGUCUCCAGAAGCGCGAGAUCGGUCUGGCGACGAUGCUCCUCUGCGUGGUGGCGGUCUUCUUCAUCUGCAACGUCCUUCCGCUGGUCAUCAACAUCAUCGAGACCUUCAACAUCCCUUUGACCUUCAACCUGGUCUACCUGAUCCACACCAGCAACCUGCUAGUCACCAUCAACUCCAGCGUGAACUUCAUCAUCUACGUGACGUUCGGAGAGAAGUUCCAAAGGCUUUUUUUAGUAUUAUUCUGCCACAACUCUCUGCUGGGGUUGGGCAGGGACUCUCCGGAAGCCACCACCAAUGAGGAGGUUACUUAUGUCUCGUUGGCCGAUAGGCAGAGCCUCAGGCGCAUGCGCCAAAGUCUCAUCCGCAACGGAACGGUGAACAGCCGGAACGGAUCGCUGGCCAGCAGUUGCAUGCUGACCACAACCGGAGGUUCCAGGAAUGGUUCCUUCAUUGGCGGGACCAGAAGUAGUGGAGACCUUCUCAGGGCAAGCAGUAGAAGUAGGACCUCUAGUCCGGGUCCUUGUGUCUACUAUCCUGCUCAAAGUGCCAUGAGGAAUGGAAAAGAACACCAUAACACAUUUCUGUGAACUGUUUUUAAGAACUAGGGGUCACAUAGGCGUCAUCUGAGCCAAAAGUAGAAGUCAGAUCACAAGUCUCGGUCUUGGUGUCUACUACCUAGCUGAAAGUGUCUACUAUCCGGCUCAAAAUGUCUAGAAACAGAAAAGACGGUACGAUUUCUGUGAACUGAUUUUUUAAGCUAGUGAAUAAACUAUAAAGUGAAAAUAUGUGAUGAAAUACUGAAUACUGAAAAGCACAUCAAGAAUGUUAUAACUUAUUAUCAUUUGAAGAACAACUUCUCCUUAAUGCUAUAUAUAUAUAUACAUAUAGUCAACGCCAAACAAAGUGGCGUGCACGUCAUCACGAUAAAAAUUCCCCGACCUAAUGCCUAGGUUUCUAUCACAAACAAUUGCUCUAUUGCAGUUUCAUAUUAAUGUGAUAUAUAAAUUGUAAAAUGGUCAUUACUCUCUUAUUAUGGUUAAUAGUCAUAUAAACAUUGUCAUUAAAAUAUCACAUAAGUUGCUUUCUGAUAAAUUUAGACGCAUUAUGCGAAAUAAAAUGUUUUGCAAACGCUCCAAUCACUUAUCGACAUGUAAACGCACUAAACCGAUUUCGCAGCGUUGACACAUUGUCACCUUGAAACUUAUUUAAACUGGGAACUGACAUUUGUAUUAAUUUUGACACUGAAUCAAUUUGUG
Acanthoscelides obtectus is the source of this 1296-nucleotide messenger RNA. The record is from the annotation of a GenBank genome assembly. NCBI's taxonomy places the organism in Eukaryota, Metazoa, Arthropoda, Insecta, Coleoptera, Chrysomelidae.